This is a messenger RNA of Gekko japonicus, 1276 nucleotides long. It is a transcript of the gene TFPI2, whose product is annotated as tissue factor pathway inhibitor 2. Gene Ontology annotation, cellular component: extracellular region. The record is from RefSeq and is a predicted model, not a curated record. NCBI's taxonomy places the organism in Eukaryota, Metazoa, Chordata, Lepidosauria, Squamata, Gekkonidae. Gene Ontology annotation, biological process: negative regulation of peptidase activity. The coding region runs from base 63 to 719 and encodes 218 amino acids. The transcript is spliced from 5 exons. Gene Ontology annotation, molecular function: serine-type endopeptidase inhibitor activity.
AAACGCCCUCUCGGCCUCUCUUCAUCUGCCGCGCACUCCGGGAAGGACCAUCCUCGCUCGGUAUGCAGCUGCCCUCUAGGACCCCGCGGGUCGUGUCGCUGGCAGGCUGGCUCUUGCUGCUUCUGGGGCACGUCUGUCCCCAGGCGGCCAGGAAAGACAACAGCGAGAUCUGCUUGCAGCCACCUCUUAAAGGACCCUGCCGGGCUAUUCAUGAAAGGUGGUUUUAUGACCGAUACACGCAGACUUGUGAGAAGUUUACCUACGGCGGUUGUGAGGGGAAUGCCAAUAACUUUCUAAGUGAGGAAGAUUGUGAGAAAACUUGCUGGAUGAUCAGAAAAGUUCCCAAAAUAUGCCGACUGGAAUCUGACGAAGGGAUGUGCAGAGCUUUAAUACCGAAAUACUUCUUCAACCUCAGUUCAAUGGCCUGUGAGAAAUUUUACUACGGAGGAUGUCUUGGGAAUGAUAACCGAUUUGACAGUAAAGAUUCCUGUAUGGACUUCUGCCUUCCUCAGACAAAUGGACCCUCAUUUUGCUAUAGCCCUAAAGAUGAAGGGACAUGUUCAGGUUCAGUAACUCGCUUUUACUACAACAGAAAAACAAAAACCUGUGAAAAAUUCAUCUAUACUGGAUGCGGAGGAAACGAAAACAAUUUUGCAAGGAUGAAAGAUUGUAUCAAAAUCUGUAAGAAAGCAGGGAAGAAAUCAAAACGCCGGACAUGAAGAAGAGGUGUUUUCAACAACAGUCAGAUGGAAUGCCACCUACUGUCUUUACUCUGAAGAAGUCAACUUAAUUUAUAAUUUUGAUAAUAUAUAAUUUUCCUGUAUGAUCAAUUGUUGAAUGUUGCAAACCAGAUUCAGUCAUGGUAAUCUUCAUGUAACUCAUCGUUCCAGACUAGACCUUGUGUGAGAUCUUCUCGAGGAGCAAGGCUCAAAUAUCCAGCAUCUGGGUAGCUGAACCUCAUUCAGAGAUCUUGGUUGGCACAAGUGGACUCCAUAUAUUAUGCUCCACACACAUGUGCACCUUUCUCCACCACCCUCUGAAUGAUGGGAGCUGUCUUCUCACCAUGCUGUUAUACAGGGAAUGAAAUCUUUGCUCUUGUCUUUCUGUCUUAACAUGUCAUUAGGGCAUGUGGAAAAGAUGUCACAGCAAAGUAAAUGGACAAUAGAAAUCCGGCACAACUAUUUGUUUGACUUUAUACAGUCAGAUAUCGUGGCGUCAAUCAACAAGGGAACAACAUGGGAAGAAAAAUCCAUGGAAAUAAAGACCAGAUGGAAGA